AUGAAGUUUGGAAAUGCUUUAUCUCCGAUAAAGACAUACGGUGUUCUUGUAUUUUGCCCAGAUAACGGUUUUGAUUCGGUCAAUUGUAAAGAGCCAUUAUUUAGCAUUUCUCAUAUUUGGGAAUUGGCGAAAAUGUUUGAAAAUAAAGCUGAUGAUGAAGUUGCAGACAAAUAUGAAGUUGAGCAGAAUUCUCAGAUAAACAAACAACGUUCUACUUCAUCACCACAAUAUUCUGGUGUCAUAACGUAA
Cinara cedri is the source of this 249-nucleotide messenger RNA. Lineage: Eukaryota; Metazoa; Arthropoda; Insecta; Hemiptera; Aphididae. The record is from the annotation of a GenBank genome assembly.